AUGUCUGCGUCUUUAGCCCCCGAAUGCAAUGAAGUCAAGGAGCGCUACGAUACAUGCUUCUUGAAAUGGUACAGUGAGAAGUACCUCAGAGGCACCGGCACAGACAACAAUGAGUGUGCCGAUCUAUUCAAGAACUACCAAAAGUGUUUGACGGUCGCUCUCAAGGAACGCGGUAUAGACAAGCUGCUGGAUGAGGCGCGGGAAGACCAAAAAGACAACGAUGCAACAUACAUGGGACGUAAAUGCAUUUCAAUUCUGGACAAGAUAUCUCGCAAGCUAGUUUAUUUGGCGUUUUUCAGGGUUGCAUUUGUUGGGCACAAUGUGGCAGUGUUUAGAGACGGCAAUCUCCCAAUAUGA
Molecule: messenger RNA, 357 nt
Organism: Colletotrichum scovillei
Lineage: Eukaryota; Fungi; Ascomycota; Sordariomycetes; Glomerellales; Glomerellaceae
Exons: 5
Coding region: 1-357 (118 amino acids)
Source: RefSeq, a predicted model, not a curated record